This is a messenger RNA of Nerophis lumbriciformis (worm pipefish), 765 nucleotides long. The record is from RefSeq and is a predicted model, not a curated record. Lineage: Eukaryota; Metazoa; Chordata; Actinopteri; Syngnathiformes; Syngnathidae.
AUGGAAAAGUUGAUAAACUGUUUCAAGAAAAAGCCAGAUGCUGUUGCUAGGUUAAUCUGCUUCCCUUGGGCAGGUGGGGGCUCCAUCCAUUACUCAAGAUGGGGAAACGUCCUUAGCAGCCCCAUUGAAGUUUUUUCUGUGAAACUUCCUGGACGAGAAAGCCGGAACAAAGAACCUUUCUUUGAGAACAUGCAGCAAAUUGUGGAUGAAGUUCUUCACGCGUUAUUGCCACUUCUCAAAGAGAAGCCGUUUGCUCUCUUUGGCCACAGUUUUGGUGCCUACACAAGCUACGCUGUUGCAGAAGCCUUGAAAAAACUCCACGACAUUGAACCAGUUCACAUCUUCCUCUCUGGUGCAUCUGCACCCUACUCAGAAACUCGCAUCAAAGCCCCGAAGAGAAGCGAUUUAACAGAUGAUGAUUUUCUCAAGUGGCUGAUUUCGAUUGGAGGAACUCCGCCAGAAAUACUUGCUAACUCGGAAGUACUGAAACUCUUCCUUCCUGCGCUAAAGGCUGAUUUACAUGUUGCUGAGAAUUACAAGUGUAACAAGCCAGUAAUUCCAUUCCUGACUUGUCCAGUUUCAUGUUUUGAUGGGAAGGAUGACAGUCCACAUGAUUUGCAAGCAUGGAAAGAAAUCACAACAGGAGAUUUCAACAUCAGAAUGCUGAAUGGGUCACAUUUCUACCUUAAGGAUCCCGAAAAUGAAAGUAUAAUCUUAGACUAUAUUACAAAACACAUCGAAACAUCAGAAAUGGACUAUUUGUGA